Telopea speciosissima is the source of this 2218-nucleotide messenger RNA. Its product is annotated as fatty acyl-CoA reductase 2, chloroplastic-like. NCBI's taxonomy places the organism in Eukaryota, Viridiplantae, Streptophyta, Magnoliopsida, Proteales, Proteaceae. The transcript is spliced from 9 exons. The record is from RefSeq and is a predicted model, not a curated record. Gene Ontology annotation, biological process: long-chain fatty-acyl-CoA metabolic process; suberin biosynthetic process. The coding region runs from base 198 to 2033 and encodes 611 amino acids. Gene Ontology annotation, cellular component: intracellular membrane-bounded organelle. Gene Ontology annotation, molecular function: alcohol-forming very long-chain fatty acyl-CoA reductase (NADP+) activity.
UCCUUAGCAACUUCCAAAUCCAUCCCUAAAUCCAAACUGAACCCUUCAUAGCCUUUUGUUUGUUUACUUGCUUUUGUUUUCUUUCUAUUUUAUUAGAGGAAGUAAUUAGCUAAGUUACAGUCCAACCAACAUUCCCUGCUACACAUUUGUUUCUUUCCUUCAUUGACUCUUUUUUUCUUCCACUUAUCCUAGCAGUAAUGGAAGCCCUGUUUCUGAAUCCAACCCCAACUGUUGUGGCUAAGAUAAGGUCUUCAAAGAGGCAUGGCUGGUGCUGCAUUAAUGGGUCUUCCAGGAAGAACAAGAACAGUGUGUGUUGUCAAAGUAAUGGAAAUAUGACAACAUUUGGUGGGUUGUCCUCUGUUUUUACAGAGAGUUUGAUGCAGACACCAAUGAUAGAGAAGGUAGAGCAUGGAAGUUGUCUGGUGGAUGCUGGAAGCUUGGUUUCAUCAUCAAAUGAGAAAACUAACAAUGACAUACAAGUGAAGGAUUUGGUUCCUUAUAAUGGAAAACCCACCACCCUGAUUGAGAUCUCUGAUGGUAUUGGCAUUGUCAAGUUUCUUAGAGGAAAACAGUUAUUUAUUACUGGUGCCACUGGUUUUCUAGCAAAAGUCCUCAUAGAGAAGAUUUUAAGGACAGCCCCUGAUGUGGGUAAGAUCUUUCUCUUGAUUAAGGCAAGAAACAAGGAGGAUGCAAUGAACAGAUUGAAGAAUGAAAUCAUAAAUGAAGAACUUUUCAAGUGCCUGAAACAAAAUCAUGGGAAUGCAUAUCAAUCAUUUAUACUUGGCAAGCUGUUUCCUAUAGUGGGUAAUGUCUGUGAAUCUAAUCUUGGAAUAGAAGAAGAUGUAGCUGAACUUAUUGCAGGGGAAGUUGAUGUAAUCAUAAACUCAGCGGCCAAUACUACCUUCGACGAAAGGUAUGAUGUUGCUCUGGAUAUAAACACAAGAGGAGCUUCUCGACUUAUGAGCUUUGCGAAGAGCUGUAACAAACUUAAACUCUUCCUGCAAGUGUCAACUGCAUAUGUUAAUGGUCAAAGGCAAGGUAGAAUCUUGGAGAAGGCCUUCUGCAUGGGAGACAGCAUAACAAGGGAGACGAUCAUUCCCAAAGCCCCUUCUACAUCUCUCCCUCUGUUGGAUGUUGAAGGUGAAUUAAAGUUGGCCUCUGAGUUGAAAAGGGCUUUCCAAGAUGAUGCAGUGGCACAAAAGAUGAAAGAAUUUGGUUUAGAGAGGGCCCGUAUACAUGGGUGGCAAGAUACUUAUGUGUUCACAAAGGCCAUGGGUGAGAUGCUGAUAGACAGUCAGAGAGGAGAAAUACCAGUAGUUGUUAUCCGUCCUAGCGUCAUUGAAAGCACCUGCAAUGAGCCUUUCCCUGGAUGGAUGGAAGGAAACAGGAUGAUGGAUCCAAUAGUCUUGUAUUAUGGGAAAGGCCAGCUCACAGGUUUUCUUGUAGAUCCCAAGGGAGUCCUUGAUGUAGUCCCCGCCGACAUGGUUGUAAAUGCAACCUUGGCAGCCAUGGCAAAGCAUGGCGCAGCAAGGAAACCGGAGAUGAGCAUUUAUCAUGUUGCUUCAUCUGUGGUGAACCCACUACCGUUCCAAGACCUGGCAAGAUUCCUCUACGAACACUUCAGUUCCACUCCUUACAUGGACUCAAAGGGAAACCCAAUUCAUGUCCCAACAAUGAAGCUCUUCAAUUCCAUGGAUGAUUUCUCCUCACAUAUUUGGAGGGAUGCCAUCCAAAGAAGUCAGCAAGUAGCUGCAGCUGCUUCCAAUGGGAAACUGUCUCGUAAACUCGAAAUUGCAUGCAAGAAAUCAAUGGAACAAGCAAAAUACCUGGCUAGCAUAUAUGAACCAUACACUUUCUAUGGAGGAAGGUUUGAUAAUACCAACACACAGAAGCUAAUGGAGGAACUGUCAGAAGAGGAGAGAAGGAGCUUUGGAUUUGAUGUAAGGAGCAUAGAUUGGCAGCAUUAUGUGUCUAACAUUCAUAUUCCAGGUCUGAGAAGGCAUGUAAUGAAGGGGAGAGGGAUGUCUGGAUAAUUAGACCUUCUGUUCAUAGGAAUUGGUUGUAAUGUCCUUUUAAUCCUGGUAAAUAAUGAGAAGAGGAAAUAUAAUAGCUCACAUGAAUUGAAUUCAUACUUCAUACCUUCAUGUUCUUUCUCUUCUGUAAUCAAUGGCCUCUCUCAUUGUAGCCAUAACCAAUGGGUUUACCACCUAAUUAAUCA